CGUGAAUGCUUGAGACUGGUUUCCCCACGCAAAACGGCGUUAUAUGUAAUAGAAGUUAUUGUACGCGCUUUUUUUGUCGUGCUAAUAAUGCAGAUUAUCGGUCAUGGAGCUUUUGAGAUGAAUAACUAUCUCUCUGAUGGGUUGUUAGCCUGUAGUUUGAUUGCAUAAUUGGAGCCACCAGCGUUGUCAGCCACCAUCUCAUUGCUCGCACUUGAACUGAACUCGCCCCUCAGCUAUUUGCGGGCAUGAAGAGGGGCACUGAUUGAAGAAAGAUGAAUGCAAGGAGGAGAGGUGGAAAGCCAAAGAGAGGAGGGGGAAAAUUACACAACUCAAAACGGGGAGGUGGAAUAGGUGGAAGUCGGAAAGGAGGAGCAGGUGGCUGGGAUGAAGAUGGAGAUUUCAGCCUUGAUUUUGGCCCCUCUCGUUUCAGCAGACCUGGUAAAGGACGAGGCAGUGGUGGUCGUGCCCCUGGCAAAGACCGAGCCCAUGACAGAGAUAGAAGAAGGGAUUCUGAAACCAGCGGGAAGACUUUCCCAAGGUCCCUGGUGAGUACGAGGAUAUGCUCAAAGUCAGCAGAUGGAAUCAAGGCAGAGGCAAGCAACAUGCCUUUGCAGAGGAUCUUCAUGACCAAUGAGAACCAAGAACAGCUCAAGGAGUUACUAAGGGAACUACAAACACAGGACUUUGAUGAGCCUUAUGAUGAAUCUGCCUCAGAUUAUUCAAAUGAGGAGGAAGAGGAAUUUGAUGAAUUGGAUCACCGUGAAGAAGGCCAGUUUUGGGCCACUAAUGACGAGCCCGUGGAGAGGGCAGAGAGCCCUGCUUAUGACCCGGAGAUUGAUGAUGACCGUCCCACCCCUGAGCCUCCUAUCUCCUUAUUUGCAAUUGGAAAACUCUGCAGAUAUGGAUUUGACAGGGAGCGCAGCAAACAGGCACUUGAGUCUGGUGGGGGAGAAUUUGGGGCUACCUUGGAAAAGCUCCUCCUCCAGGUUUUCAGUGAGCGCUAUGGACAGAAAGCAGUUUGCCCUGACGACCUCCAGGGGAUGCCAAUGGAUGAGUGCUUAAGCCAGAGGCAGGACGAGGCUCUGGCUCUAGCUGCUAUUUAUGGUGACCGCUUCAGUGAGCGCAUUGCCAACACAGUCUGGACUGUAACCCUGGAUCUUCCAUUCCUUUCAUCCAAUGCUGACAAGAGUGGAGAAAAGACUGCAGGUCGAAACUGGGGAGGAGCUGGGAAAAUUCGUGACAUCUGCAGAUUUUACCUGAAAGACCAAGGCUGCCGUUUUGGAGAGAGAUGCAGGUUCAGACAUGAACUGCCAGCAAAAGAGAGGCUUUGGAGUGAUUCUUCAGACCUGAAAGGCCCAAGCCAACCAGGCUUCAGCAGCUAUUCCCCUCCUGAGUAUGAGCUGGAGAUUCGCUUCCCCAAAGGAAACCGUUACCCUUAUCAGCCACCAAUCGUGGCCUUCAGCACCAAUGAUGAGUCUGUCAGGGCUGCAGGGAGGCUCAGUGUCACUGAAAGAUUAUUUGGAGAGGCAUUGACAGCAGCCAAGUGCAGCGAACCUGUUGUUUACACUCUGAUAAACUUGUGUGAGGAUGAAGUUAGCAUGAAAGAGCUGUUAGCUGUCAGUCAUCACAAAUACAGCACGCCACCACCUGUAGUGGCGCUUCCUCCACCCUCUUUCACUAGCUUAAAGCAUAGAAGCGUGAGGAACAGUCCCACUGAAGAAAGCAGGAGUAGCAGCACCAGCAGCAGUAAUUACACAAGCAGCAGAAAGCCUCCGAAUAACCAAAAACCCAUAGACUUGAAAGAAAGAAAAGAGACAGAGUUGGAUGAGAGGAAUGACGAUGGGGAGGAGGCUGUUCCAGUUGAGAGCGAAAGUUAUGUCAAUCUGAGAAAGAAGAUGGUGAAUAAGCACAAUCAGAAGGUGGACAACCUGCUGCAAGAAAACAGCAAGCUGUGCAGAGAGUUCCAGAAGAAACAGUCAUCCAGACGUUUCAAGUCCAUGCUGGAGCAGAGGAAGAACCUGCCAGCAUGGCAGGAAAAGGAGAAUAUCCUAGAUGUGUUGGACAGAUGUCAGGUGCUGGUGGUCAGUGGGAUGACUGGCUGUGGUAAGACCACUCAGAUUCCCCAGUUCAUUCUGGACGCCUCGCUGAGUGGUUCCCCUGUGCAGGUGGCCAACAUCAUCUGUACUCAGCCACGCCGUAUUUCUGCCAUCUCUGUGGCUCAGAGAGUGGCACAGGAGCGUGCAGAGAGUCUGGGCAACUCUGUGGGCUACCAGAUCCGGCUGGAGAGCAUUAGGACAUCAGCCACAAGACUGCUGUACUGCACCACGGGCGUGUUGCUGAGGAGACUGGAGGGCGACACCGACCUCAGAGGUGUCACACACGUCAUCGUGGAUGAGGUGCACGAGAGAACUGAGGAGAGUGACUUCCUGCUGUUGGUGCUGAAGGACUUAAUUAUUCAAAGGCCAGAGCUGAAGAUUAUUCUAAUGAGUGCCACUCUUAAUGCCAACCUCUUCUCUGACUAUUUCUACAACUGCCCUACUGUCCACAUACCAGGACGUACCUUCCCUGUUGACCAGUUUUUCCUUGAAGAUGCAAUUGCUAAAACUGGUUAUGUCAUUGAGGAUGGCAGCCCUUACAUGCGCUCAGGGAAACAAACUUCUUCUGCAAGUGGGGGAGGCAGAGGAGAGCUGAGGAAUGUGGUGGAUGACCUGGGCGAUGAUGUUUGGAACUUCAUGUCUUUCACUAAGAAGGACUUUGUGAAAGAUUCAAUCCCAGACCAGCAGCUCAGCCUGCAGGAGCUCACAGUCAGAUAUAAAGAUACUAAGAAGGCUGUGCUGAAGACCCUUGCUUCAAUGGACCUGGACAAGAUUAACAUGGACCUGGUGGAGAGUGUGCUGGAGUGGAUAGUUGAUGGAAAGCACAGCUACCCACCAGGUGCAGUACUGGUGUUUAUGCCAGGCCUUGCUGAGAUCAAGAUGCUCUAUGAGCAGCUGCAGUCCAACAGACUGUUCAACAACAGGGGCGCAUCCAGGUGUGUGGUGUGCCCUCUCCACUCAACCUUAUCCAAUGAGGAGCAGCAGGCAGUUUUCAGCCGGCCUCCAGAGGGUGUCACAAAGAUAAUCAUCUCCACCAACAUCGCUGAGACCUCGGUAACAAUUGACGACGUGGUGUAUGUUGUUGACUCUGGAAAGAUGAAGGAGAAGAGGUAUGAUGCAUCCAAAAGUAUGGAGAGCUUGGAGGAGUCGUGGGUUUCUCGGGCCAACGCACUACAGAGGAAGGGUCGAGCAGGUCGUGUGGCCUCGGGGGUCUGUUUCCACCUCUUCACUAGCCACUGCUUCCACCACCACCUGGCUGAGCAACAGCUGCCUGAGAUCCAGAGAGUGCCUCUAGAACAGCUUUGCCUCCGAAUCAAGAUCCUGGACGUGUUUGCCGAGCAGCCCCUGGAGUCUGUCUUCUCUCGGCUCAUUGAGCCUCCGGCAUUAGGGAGCAUGGAAGCAGCCAAGCAGCGCCUUCAGGACCUGGGGGCUCUGACUGCAGAUGAGAAGCUGACCCCUCUGGGCUACCACCUGGCCUGCUUGCCAGUUGACGUACGCAUCGGAAAACUCAUGCUGUUUGGUGCCAUCUUCCGCUGCCUCGACUCAGCACUUACCAUCGCUGCCAGUCUGGCCUUCAAAUCACCAUUUGUGUCUCCGUGGGAUAAGCGAGAGGAAGCCAAUGAGAAGAAACUUUCCUUUGCAGUGGCCAAUAGUGACCAUCUGGCUCUGUUACAGGCUUAUAAAGGGUGGUGCUGUGCUGCAAAGAAUGGGAACAAGGCCAGCUCCUUAUACUGCAGGGAGAACUUCCUGUCGUGGCGUAGCUUACAGGAGAUCGCCAGUCUGAAGAGACAGUUUGCCGAGUUGCUGUCUGACAUUGGCUUCAUCAAAGAGGGACUGAGUGCCAGGAUUAUUGAGCGCAUGUCCUCAAAAAGCACAGAUGGUGUUUUGGAGGCUACUGGUCAUGAGGCGAACCUCAACUCUGAAAAUAUCCGACUGAUGUCUGCCAUGCUGUGUGCCGCACUCUACCCCAAUGUGGUCCAGGUACGAGCUCCUCAAGGGAACUACAAGAUGACCAGCAAAGGAGCAAUGAAGAUGCAGCCCAAAGCCAAUGAGCUCCGCUUCAUGACCAAGAACGACGGCUGUGUCCAUGUGCAUCCCUCGUCUGUCAACUACACGGUGCGCCACUUUGACAGCCCCUACCUGGUUUACCAUGAGAAGGUAAAAACGAGCCGCGUUUUCAUCAGAGACUGCAGCAUGGUGUCCGUCUACCCGCUGGUACUGUUCGGAGGUGGUCAGGUCAACGUGGAGCUGCACAAAGGAGAGUUUGUCAUCUCCCUGGAUGAUGGAUGGAUCCGAUUUGCUGCAUCUUCACAUCAGGUGGCUGAGCUGGUGAGGGAGCUACGUUGGGAGCUGGACCAGCUUCUGGAAGACAAAAUCAGGAACCCGAGCAUGGAUUUGUGCAGGUGCCGCCGUGGCUCUCGCAUCAUCCACAUGAUUGUUCACCUCAUAAGCACCCAGUAGAUCUGCUCAAUGCCUCCUCUUUGACACGCUCAAGGGCUUAAAUGUGUGGAGCUCUGUCAUGUAAAUAAAAUUGUGCUCCUACGCCACUGCCACAGAAUUAUUCUACUGACAUAUUCUACUGGGUGGGAAAAAGUUGGACACUAGCUGCAACUUCACCUGUAUUUCUCAACCUUUGUCCAGGAAGUGAUGUCCACAGCUUGGAGGACACUUUGGCCACAUGGCAUUUUACCACAAGUGUGAUUUAUUCUGUUGCUGCAUACGGAGCUUUCCAAAUGACAUUUUGCCUUUAAAAAAGAAAACAGCUCUAUGCACGUGACAAAGUCCUACUUUGAUAUUUUCAGGAUGCAGCAAUAAGUAGGGUCUUGUGUUUUAAUGCCAAACUAUUACUAUAUGUGCCGUAAACUGGCAUGCGAUUGAUGUCAAAUAUAAUUGAUAAUUAUUUUGGGUUGUGUGUCUUGCUCACAACUGAGAGGUUUCUUGGGUCCAUACUGGAUUCUUUUAAACUAAAGUGACUGUUGGUGAGUAUUUAUAUGUAAAUGCAUGACAGAGAUCCAAGAGCUUCUGCAUGAUACUCAGUUGUUUUACAUUUGCUGAAUGUAUUUUAUUGUCAAAGUGAUGUCAAUCCUACACUUUCACAAUGUGAAUGCAAGGGCUUGUGAUAUCAGGACGGUUUGGUGGAAGUUGCCAAAGAACUUGAAAGCUGAUGUCUUAAUGAAUAAUAAACUCCACUGCACUCUGCACAAAAGUUAAGAUUAAAAUGAUGCUGGCAGA
Molecule: messenger RNA, 5327 nt
Organism: Melanotaenia boesemani (Boeseman's rainbowfish)
Lineage: Eukaryota; Metazoa; Chordata; Actinopteri; Atheriniformes; Melanotaeniidae
Gene: dhx57
Product: DEAH (Asp-Glu-Ala-Asp/His) box polypeptide 57
Exons: 25
Coding region: 273-4556 (1427 amino acids)
Cellular component (GO): intracellular anatomical structure
Molecular function (GO): metal ion binding; protein binding; RNA binding
Source: RefSeq, a predicted model, not a curated record